Molecule: messenger RNA, 1818 nt
Organism: Pisolithus orientalis
Lineage: Eukaryota; Fungi; Basidiomycota; Agaricomycetes; Boletales; Pisolithaceae
Product: VHS-domain-containing protein
Exons: 5
Coding region: 77-1636 (519 amino acids)
Biological process (GO): Golgi to endosome transport; Golgi to vacuole transport; protein transport to vacuole involved in ubiquitin-dependent protein catabolic process via the multivesicular body sorting pathway
Cellular component (GO): trans-Golgi network
Molecular function (GO): ubiquitin binding; phosphatidylinositol binding
Source: RefSeq, a predicted model, not a curated record
CAGCCCGUCUGCCGUCAUCCCCGACAUUUCCAGCGCCCCGUCAACUAACAAUCCAACGUUUUCAUAAUCACUAGGCAUGAUGUUGGGUCAGACAGCGUCGCCCUGGUUCAAAGCAUCCAGGCUUGAGAUCCUCAUCACUAACGCCUGCGACCCCUCAGCGCACGAGCCAAACUUUGCCCACCAUCUCGAAAUCGCUGAAUACAUCAACAUUAAGAAAGCCAAUACGCCCCGUGAAGCAGCCAUGCUCAUAGCUCGCCUUGCUAAUCACCGAAAUCCCCACAUUGCCCUCCUCUCGCUCGCCCUCCUCGACACUCUCGUCCAAUCGUGUGGAUAUCCCUUCCAUCUCCAAAUAGCCACCAAAGAAUUCCUCAAUGAACUUGUCCGCCGCUUCCCCGAACGCCCUCCGCCAUUCCCGGGCCCCGUUAUGUCUCGUAUCUUGGAAGUGAUACACAGCUGGAAGGAGGGAAUCUGUACAGAAUCUAGGUGGAAAGAGGACUUGGGUAAUAUUCGCGACAUGCAUCGGUUGCUGACCUUCAAGGGAUAUCGCUUUAGGGAGCUACCAAGUAGGAACCUCGCCGAGCCUACAUUGUCCCUCAAAACUGCCGAAGAAUUGGAAAACGAAGACCGCGAAGCCCAAUCUGCCAAACUCCAGGAACUCAUCCGCCGAGGGACACCUCGCGAUCUCGCCGCUGCACAAGAACUCAUGAAGUCUCUCGCUGGCGCGAACCCAGAUGCCAAACCUGACUACCGCGCUCAGGCCCUGGCGGAACUCGCUAAGUUCCAGAGCAAGGUCGUCUUAUUGAAUGAAAUGUUGGAUAACGUUGACGCAGAGAGGGGCGAGAAAUUCGCCAAGGGAGAUGCAUAUGAUCAAGUAGCCGCUAUUCUCAUAUCUGCCCGCCCCAAAUUGCAAAAAUGGGUCUCGGACGCAGAGUCAGAUGACCCAGAGUCCUUGAACGCCUUCCUGGAGGCAAACGACCAAAUCAAUACCGCUCUCGCCCGCUUUGAAGCCUUUCAACGUGGUGACUACAAUGCCAUUGCCUCGAUACCCACUUCCGUAUAUUCGACCUCACCUGGAGGAACCAAUGGAGGCGCAUCGCUUAUCGAUUUCGAUGAUGGACCAUCCGCUUCAGGGUCUGGAGUUGGAAACAACGGGAAUCUGGUGGAUGACCUCGCGAACUUGUUUAACUCACCUGCCCCUUCCUCCCAACCGCCACCCGUCAAUAAUGCCACGCGUCCUGUUAUAUCCUCACCAUUCCCAAUAUCUGCUCCAGAACAACCCCCUCUGCAAGGACCACAGUACGGCUCCAUAAUGCUCCCUGCGUCUAGGAAGGCGAGCCCUAGUGGGAGUUAUUUUGGGAGUUCGACAUCACCACCUCCAGCUGUGGGAUUGGGUCAUCCGAUGCGUGCCCAAUCUCCCCCGCAGCCGAAUAGCACAAGUGUGGGCCUGUCUGGGGGGUCGCAGUUCUUUAGUGCAGCGCAGCCAAAGACGCAGUUCCAACGGUCGUCUACAGGAUCUCGGUUUUCGGGCGGUAUGUCUAUUCAGCAACGUUCGCUGCAGUCGACACCAUCAUCACAGCCUCGGUCCGGCGAUGCCCAAAAUCGAGAUCCAUUUGCUGACCUUGCUGGCCUAUUUUGAGGUGGUAUGAGAUGCUGUGGGUGGGAGUGACAUUUGUGGUGUGUGAUCAGCAACGUGAUUUUCUAUACCUUGGUUAUCCUGGAUGAUUCUUUUGUUGUUCGAGUAUGAUCAAUGGACUUGGGCAGAUCUGUCAUUUCUUCAACAGCAACUAGCCAAGGUGGAAGGGACUGCAUACAAGGCAA